Molecule: messenger RNA, 2418 nt
Organism: Phyllostomus discolor (pale spear-nosed bat)
Lineage: Eukaryota; Metazoa; Chordata; Mammalia; Chiroptera; Phyllostomidae
Gene: VAX1
Product: ventral anterior homeobox 1
Exons: 3
Coding region: 754-1764 (336 amino acids)
Biological process (GO): neuron differentiation; brain development; central nervous system development
Molecular function (GO): DNA-binding transcription factor activity, RNA polymerase II-specific; DNA binding
Source: RefSeq, a predicted model, not a curated record
UCCACGCCUCAUUCAACUCUAUCUGUGGAGUGUGGAGAAGCCCCCUCUAGCCAGUAUGUGAGCAGGAGGGUCAAAGGCAAAGGGAAAGUUAAUAAUGCCUGCUAAUGGUACCAACCAUUCAGGACGAAUCUUGCCAAAAGUUUUUCUGGAAGUGUGGGUCUUUGAUUGUGUGUUUCCUGAAAGCAAGACCAAUCAUUUCCGUUUAUUCGCUCGCUAAACCCCUACUUGAUUGGGGACAAGGACAGAAACCAUCCAUUACGAUCUGAUAUAUUAUCCAAACAAUUUAGUGUAUUCAUGAGGUAACCGAAACGUGGGGGCUGCGAAAUUACCCGUAAUCAAUUGCAACAGCGAGCGUGCGUCCCCCCCGGGUGUCGGACAAGCACAACUCGCGCCUCAGUAGCAGGCGGGAGCCUCGGCGUGUCGGAGCUGCGCUGCUCGCUACCUGCUCUCCGGGCUGGGGACACUGGACGUGCUCGAGAGGACGCGGGUGCUGACGAGGCGGCCGCGCCGCUGCUGCACCGGGAUCUUGGACCAGCCCCGCCGCCUCUCGGCGAGCGCGCCACUCGCCGGUCGCCACUGACCCUGCCGCGGCAGCCUCGGCCACCCUGCCGGGACAUUCAUUCUCGCCUCUCGCCUCUCUCCGGGCCGGGCGUAGGGGCUGCAUUGCAGGGGUCUUGUCCCCCACUCUGCCUGUUCUUCUUCCUUUUUUUUUUCUUUCCUUUUUUUUUUUUGUUUGUUUCUCUUGCUUCUCCCAUGUUCGGGAAAACAGACAAAAUGGACGUUCGGUGCCACACGGACGCAGAGGCUGCCCGGGUCUCCAAGAACGCGCACAAGGAGAGCCGGGAGAGCAAGGGCGCGGAGGGGAACCUCCCUGCCGCCUUCCUCAAGGAGCCGCAGGGCGCCUUCCCGGCGUCGGGCGCCACGGAAGAUUGCAACAAAAGUAAAUCCAAUUCCUCGGCAGACCCGGAUUACUGCCGCCGGAUCCUGGUCCGAGAUGCCAAGGGGUCCAUCCGAGAGAUCAUCCUGCCCAAGGGCCUGGACCUGGACCGGCCCAAGAGGACGCGCACGUCCUUCACGGCGGAGCAGCUCUACCGGCUGGAGAUGGAGUUCCAGCGCUGCCAGUACGUGGUGGGCCGAGAGAGGACCGAGCUCGCCCGGCAGCUCAACCUCUCCGAGACCCAGGUGAAGGUCUGGUUCCAGAACCGGCGCACGAAACAGAAGAAGGACCAGGGCAAGGACUCGGAGCUGCGCUCGGUGGUGUCGGAGACGGCGGCCACGUGCAGCGUGCUGCGGCUGCUGGAGCAGGGCCGCCUGCUUUCGCCGCCAGGCCUGCCCGCUUUGCUGCCGCCGUGCGCCACCGGCACGCUCGGCUCAGCGCUACGAGGGCCCAGUCUACCCGCCCUGGGCGCGGGGGCGGGCGCCGCCGCAGGCUCGGCCGCCGCUGCCGCCGCUGCCACCGCCCCGGGACCUGCCAGCGCAGCAUCCCCGCACCCGCCGGCAGUGGGCGGUGCCCCGGGGCCCGGGCCCGCCGGGCCAGGGGGACUGCACGGAGCCGCGCCGGCUGCGGGCCACGGCCUCUUCAGCCUACCCGUGCCCUCGCUGCUCGGCUCGGUUGCCAGCCGCCUGUCCACCCCGUUGACAAUGGCUGGUUCGCUGGCCGGGAACUUGCAAGAACUCUCCGCCAGGUACCUGAGCUCCUCGGCCUUCGAGCCUUACUCCCGGACCAACAAUAAAGAAGGGGCCGAGAAAAAAGCGCUGGACUGAUUUUAAGUAUUUCCCUGUAUUUAUAUUUAUAGUAUCUAUUGUGGUGAUAUUUAUGGACUCGCGCGCGUUCGGCGCCCGGGGCUCCUGCGCUGGGCUCCCCGCGCCCACAAGGCCUGUGACAGCUCUCCUUCCCCACCGGACUCUGCUACCGAUUUUAUCUCCUUUGGGCUGUUUUUUUUUCUUCUUCCUUUCCUACGCGUUCUCCCUUCCCCCAAACUCCCUCUGAAUCCAGGAGAAUCCAAAGAAUUGGGGGAAAGGCUCCGGUUAGUCAACCUGAUGCCCCAACCAAUGCCGGGCCCUGGAGGGAAAAGACCGGUCGGUCCUAAGUCCAGCGCACCGGACACCUGCUCUCUGUUGCCGUUGAUUAGUCUGAUGAAUAUUUGAAGGAGGAAAGCUGCACACAGACUCCACGGGCUGAAAAGGCUGGCACGGGUUUUUUUUUUUUUUUUUUUCUUUUUUUAGACAAAAAGGGAGUACCUUCCUUCUUGCCAGAGAAACCAGGGCUUUGGGGAGCCCCUGGUCCCCGCUUGGCGGACCUCUCCGGCGGGCCGGUGCCCAGGCAGCUUCCUGGCUGGACAAAUUCUGAAGAGCUUUCUUCCCUUUAGAGAAACUCCAAUCACAGCCGCCUCCCGGGCUUAUUGGCCCCAGGAGACA